CAAUCUCAAUAUCUACACAAAAGUGUUCCACUUGAGUGAAAAGUAGUGUGUUAAGAACUAAACAAUUUUUCAAUGGCGUCCAAGAAACAAGAGGAGCGAGCUGAGGCAGCUGCGAAAGUUGCUGCCAAAGAACUCGAACAAGUCAACAGAGAAAGAAGAGACCGUGAUUUCGGUGUUGUUGCUGAACAACAACAACAACAACAUCAUCAGGAAGAUCAACAAAAACGUGGUGUAAUCGGGUCCAUGUUUAAGGCGGUGCAAGACACCUACGAGAACGCCAAGGAAGCUGUCGUUGGCAAGAAAGAAGCUACGAAUAACGCGUACAGUAAUACAGAGGUUAUUCACGAUGUUAACAUUCAGCCCGAUGACGUGUCGGCAACGGGGGAAGUAAGGGACAUAUCAGCCACAAAGACUCAUGAUAUCUACGAUUCUGCCACGGACAACAACAACAACAAAACCGGUUCCAAGGUCGGAGAGUACGCAGAUUACGCUUCUCAGAAGGCCAAGGAAACAAAAGAUGCAACGAUGGAAAAAGCUGGAGAGUACACAGAUUAUGCUUCGCAGAAAGCGAAGGAAGCGAAGAAGACGACGAUGGAGAAGGGUGGAGAAUACAAGGAUUACUCUGCGGAGGAAGCUAAGGAGAGAAAAGAUGCUACUGUGAAUAAGAUGGGAGAGUAUAAGGACUAUGCUGCGGAGAAAGCCAAAGAGGGGAAAGAUGCUACUGUGAAUAAAAUGGGAGAGUAUAAGGACUAUGCUGCGGAGAAAACGAAAGAGGGGAAAGAUGCCACUGUGAAUAAGAUGGGAGAGUAUAAGGAUUACACUGCGGAGAAGGCGAAAGAGGGGAAAGAUACGACGUUGGGGAAGCUUGGGGAGCUGAAGGACACGGCUUCGGAUGCGGCGAAGAGGGCCGUGGGUUACUUGAGCGGCAAGAAAGAGGAAACUAAAGAGAUGGCUUCGGAGACCGCCGAGGCGACGGCGAAUAAGGCAGGGGAGAUGAAGGAGGCAACAAAGAAAAAGACGGCGGAGACCGUGGAGGCGGCGAAGAAUAAGGCGGGGGAGAUCAAGGACAGAGCCGCGGAGACGGCGGAGGCCGCGAAAAACAAGACCGCGGAGACCGCGGAAGUGACGAAGAAUAAGGCUUUGGAGAUGAAGGAUGCAGCGAAGGACAGGACCGCUGAGACAACGGAUGCGGCGAAGCAGAAAAUUGCACAGGCAAAGGAGAACACCAAGGAAAAUGUGAGUGGUGCAGGUGAAACUGCAAGGAGGAAAAUGGAAGAGCCAAAGCUUCAAGGUAAAGAAGGGUAUGGGGGCCGUGGAGACAAGGUGGUGGUGAAAGUGGAAGAGAGUCGACCAGGGGCAAUUGCGGAAACGCUGAAAGCCGCCGACCAGAUUGCGGGACAGACCUUCAACGAUGUAGGACGCUUCGAUGAAGAGGGUGUCGUCAAUGUGGAGCGCCGCAAGAAAUAAUUAAAACGUGAUCUAUGAUACAACAAUAUUAGUAUAUAUAGACGCAUGCAGUUUAUAUAGUAUAUAUUGUCAUGUUGUAUGUUUUUACAUUUUGGUUUGCUUGUUUACAUUCUCUUCAAAAAAAAAAAAAUGUGUAGUACGUGUAAGGUUUUGAAGAUUGGUUCUAGGCUCCGUGGGAACCAUUUCAACAAUAAACAUUUUGCGCGUUCUUGUACACGUAGUGAUGAGAAGAGAUGCCUUAUGGGCAGUAUCAUCUAAAACUUAUUUUCAUCCAUCAUAGAAUUUGGAUCUA
This is a messenger RNA of Glycine soja, 1759 nucleotides long. RefSeq names its product late embryogenesis abundant protein ECP63-like. The transcript has 2 exons. The coding region runs from base 73 to 1467 and encodes 464 amino acids. Lineage: Eukaryota; Viridiplantae; Streptophyta; Magnoliopsida; Fabales; Fabaceae. The record is from RefSeq and is a predicted model, not a curated record.